GCCCAGAUGCGCGCGAUGCUGGACCAGUUGAUGGGCACCUCCCGGGACGGUUCAAUGUAUCUAUGCCUGCCUACUUCAAUCUGCAAGGGAGUGUCAGAAAGGCCCCGCAAUCGCCGAGCCGAGAUACUACUCGUCAACGAAUCAAAUUCAGUGAUGACAGAGUAUGCAAGAGUCACCUUCUCAACUGUUGCCCCCAUGAUGUCCUUUCUGGAACUAGAAUGGAUCUUGGAGAAUGUCUGAAAGUUCAUGACCUGGCUUUAAGAGCAGAUUAUGAAAUUGCAUCCAAAGAACAAGAUUUUUUCUUUGAACUUGAUGCCAUGGAUCAUCUGCAGUCAUUCAUUGCAGAUUGUGAUCGAAGAACAGAAGUGGCUAAGAAAAGAUUGGCAGAAACUCAAGAAGAGAUUAGUGCUGAAGUGGCAGCAAAGGCAGAACGUGUCCAUGAGUUAAAUGAAGAAAUUGGCAAGUUGUUAGCCAAGGUGGAACAACUAGGAGCUGAAGGGAAUGUGGAAGAAUCCCAGAAAGUAAUGGAUGAAGUAGAGAAAGCACGCGCAAAGAAAAGAGAAGCAGAGGAAGUUUAUCGGAAUUCUAUGCCAGCUUCCAGUUUUCAGCAGCAGAAACUUCGAGUCUGUGAAGUCUGCUCUGCCUAUUUAGGUCUUCAUGAUAAUGACAGACGACUGGCUGAUCAUUUUGGGGGUAAACUACACCUGGGAUUUAUUGAAAUAAGAGAGAAGCUUGAAGAAUUAAAGAGAGUUGUCGCUGAGAAGCAGGAGAAAAGAAACCAGGAACGUCUGAAACGACGAGAAGAAAGGGAGAGAGAAGAAAGAGAGAAACUGAGGAGGUCCCGAUCACAUAGCAAGAAUCCCAAAAGAUCCAGGUCCAGAGAGCAUCGCAGACAUCGAUCUCGCUCCAUGUCACGGGAACGCAAGAGGAGAACUCGAUCCAAAUCUCGGGAGAAACGCCAUCGCCACAGGUCUCGCUCUAGCAGCCGCAGCCGCAGCCGCAGCCACCAGAGAAGUCGGCACAGUUCUAGAGAUAGGAGCAGGGAACGAUCCAAGAGGAGAUCCUCAAAAGAAAGAUUCAGAGACCAAGACUUAGCAUCACGUGACAGAGACAGGAGUUCAAGAGACAGAUCACCUCGUGACAGAGAUCGGAAAGAUAAGAAGCGGUCCUAUGAGAGUGCUAAUGGCAGAUCAGAAGACAGGAGAAGCUCUGAAGAGCGCGAAGGGGGAGAUCUAACUAGCUGUGUACAUAUCUUCAACCCUUAAGCUUCCUAUGGAGUUACACACUAUUGGUUAGUUCACAGCUGUUCAGGGGGACAGUGAGCAGAUCCAGACAUCGAUCCAGCUAGGCUUAGAUGUACAGUAUCGAACUUGAUCUGAACUGAACCUGUUUUCUUUGAUGAAGCCUAAAACUACAUCCAUAGUUUCUGGUGAACCUGAAAUACAAUUCUGCAAGUACAGUUUUAUAUAAUACACUGAUCUCUAUUCUUUCAAGUAGGAGUGAUAGUGAACAAAUUGUGUUACUUGCCUUAGGGUUUGUUGAACAUUUGUAAAAUGCUGUCUUCCUAGCCCAUACAGCAGCAGCUUUGGGAAUUUUUCUUUUUAAUUCUUCCUCUGACUUUUGUAUCCCCUAAUACCUGUACCCUCCAAUUAUAAGAGAAAUGGGGCAGGGAAGCAAUAUAGCUUCUGUUCUAAGGCUCUAUUCCCAUUAUUAAUUACUAGCUGAUUACAGUUCAGAGCAUUUAUACUGGAAUGUGUGCUGGAGAAAUUUAAAAUACUGGCUUUUGUUGUUGUUGUUGUUUAAUGGUGCCUAUUUAGAGUUGGAAAUUGAACAGCUGUUGCAUUACAUACUUUUGCUUUUUUAUUGAAAUUUUGAAAUCAAAUUUGUCUUGAGAUUUUUCUGUUCUACUGAAUUGCUAUGUUCAGGAUGUUCUGAGGGGGUGGGGGCAGGGACGCUUUCGUAAUAAGCACUUUUUGUUUUAUUUUGUGUGUGUGGAGUAUAAAGGCUACACCCUUAUUGUAAAAAAUAAUAAUAAAGUGAAAGAAACAAUCACCGCCACCAUUAUUAAACUGUAACUUGUCUAGUAAAUUGUCACUAGAAUUAUUUGCUGUGGGCAUUUCCUCUGUUCUGUUACAUCAUUAACAGUGCCUUCCUGUGCAAGGCACCAAUGGAAGUACAUACUUGCAGAGAUUCCGGAUGAACUUGCUCCGCCGGGGCCCUGGCUGACUAUUCCAGCUGCUUCAGGGUUGUCUGUAACAACGCUAUAGAGAAGGACUGGACCUGCAGAAGAAAUUGGUAUAUUUUGUUUUUGUUUUAUUCUCAUUUAACAAACCUAAAUAAAGACAGUGUAUGUAACAAACA
Carlito syrichta (Philippine tarsier) is the source of this 2361-nucleotide messenger RNA. RefSeq names its product putative RNA-binding protein Luc7-like 2. Gene Ontology annotation, biological process: mRNA splice site recognition. Gene Ontology annotation, cellular component: U1 snRNP; U2-type prespliceosome. The record is from RefSeq and is a predicted model, not a curated record. Gene Ontology annotation, molecular function: mRNA binding. NCBI's taxonomy places the organism in Eukaryota, Metazoa, Chordata, Mammalia, Primates, Tarsiidae.